Ceraceosorus guamensis is the source of this 1323-nucleotide messenger RNA. Its product is annotated as adaptin ear-binding coat-associated protein 1 NECAP-1. Gene Ontology annotation, biological process: endocytosis. Gene Ontology annotation, cellular component: clathrin vesicle coat; membrane. Lineage: Eukaryota; Fungi; Basidiomycota; Exobasidiomycetes; Ceraceosorales; Ceraceosoraceae. Bases 203 to 847 code for a protein of 214 amino acids. The record is from RefSeq and is a predicted model, not a curated record. The transcript has 5 exons.
AUCCCACCUACGCCUUCAAUCUUGAGUCCACCACCUCGAUUGACGCCUAUAGCAAGUUUGCUCCUUUCUUUGAGCUGGCUCUCCCAGCGUAUCUGCUCUGCAGCGAUCACCUGCCGUGUCCUGCUGUGCCCUGCUGUGUCAUACCUAGCUUCCCGUUGCUCACACCAAUUUCCGCCAGACACACUCGCGCGGAACCGUCAACAUGGAUGACUUGGAAUACGAGUCGGUUCUAUUCGUCGCGAGAGAAUGCUACGUAUACAGGGUCCCGCCUCGCAAGUCUGCGGCAGGCUACAAAGCAGCAGAAUGGGGUGACAUGGAGGCCUUUUUGUGGAAAGGAAGGCUGAGAGUCAUUGAAAAGGGAAACGCAUGCAGUAUCAGACUGGAAGACAAGGACAGCGGCGAGCUUUUCGCGCUGUCUCCCUACGACUUGUCUGGUCAGAGCGUCGAGCCUGUGUUGGACAGUUCCAGAUACUUCGUGCUGCGUGUGGAGAACGAAGGCGGGAAGAGGGCGUUCAUCGGUAUGGGUUUCCAGGAUAGAUCAGAUUCUUUCGAUUUCCAAGUAGCACUGCAGGACUGGACAAAACGGAACAAAGCGGCGAAGGCAGCAGAAGAGGCCGCAGCGAGAGGAGAAGAUUUAGCAGCUACUUCAGGUGCAGUAGACAGCGGACCUUCGCCACACAUCCCCGCAGGACCCAAGCAGGACUACAGCCUCAAAGAAGGCCAGACAUUCAGCAUCAAGCUGCCAGGAGGCGGAGCUAGGAAGAUUCGAGAUGCGCCAAGCUCCUCGGGCGGUGGAGGUUUCGGGGGCGGCCCCUUGCUGCCUCCCCCGCCUAGCAGAAGGGGUUGAAGCACAGGCGCAACGUGGUGCUCGCAUGCUUCUCUGCGACUCCAAUGCGCGUCGAGACAACUUUUCUUGGAUGUUUGCAAACGCCGGUGUCACUGCCAAAUCACGGAAUAUAUCUUGGGCGAGCAUUGGCUGCACUCGGAAAUCUGCAGAUGAAACGCUAGAUGGCGCGAUUGGACUGAGGCCGCGCCGCGCACCUGUUUGCUCAGGAUUUCCCUGCAUCCGAGAUACACUCUUGUGCCAACCAUUUUGGACACUGCGCAGUACCCGUCACUUCGUCUGGUUCUCAGUGCAUUCAAGCCACUUCGAAUCAAACUGUCGUCGAAGCUCAAGUGGACCGCGCUCGCCGCCGACAUUCACAAUGUACGACCGACGGAAGUUGACGUGAGCAUGCAAGAUUGUAUCAAAACCACACAAAAUGUUAGGGGUAGUACAAAGCUGCAGAAGGAAGGUGUAUUGCCUUUCAGCUUGAUUAGAAC